CUUGUAAUUAGUAAAAAAAAACAGCUGGGCAUGCAAUAACUUCUGAAUUACUACUAAAGACUCUUGGUGGGUGCUGACUAUAAAGAGGGGGAGGAAAGAGAGAAAAACAGGAAGAAGAAGAAGAAGUAGGUGCUGAAAAAAAAAAUACCCUGCCUUUCCUUGUUUCUGGUGUUUUGAAACUCUCUGAAGUCUGAAGCAGGAUAUAGGAGAGAGAAAAACAUGGGGAAUUGCCAAGCCAUAGAUGCAGCAACACUAGUAAUCCAACACCCAAGUGGUAAGGUUGAUAAACUGUAUUGGUCUGUUUCUGCAAGUGAGAUCAUGAAACUCAACCCUGGUCAUUAUGUUGCUCUUCUUAUCACCACCACUAUUUGUCACACCAAUAACACCAACACCAACAACCAGAAAACCAGCAACAACAGCCAGAAAAAUAACAGCAACAGCAACAACAGCCGCAGCAGCGGCGACAACAGCCAGAAAAACAACAUCAACAGCAAAGGCAGUAACAAUAAGAGUAGCAGCAAAAGCACAGAAACUGUAGAUGGGCGGAAUACUGUGCGGAUUACUCGAGUUAAGCUGCUUCGGCCAACGGAUACUUUGGCUUUGGGUCAUGUGUAUAGGCUCAUCAGUACUCAAGAAGUUAUGAAGGGUUUGGUGGCAAAGAAACAAGCAAAGUUGAAGAAAAAUGGUAUAGAAUUAGCAGACUCUGAAGGACUCAAAGAAGCUGAGAAAUUUGCUAAAAGAUCUCAACCAGAGAAAACCCAUCAGGUUAGUAGUAGACAUGUGAGCCGAUCCAGAACAACAUCAGCCUCAAAUGGAGGAACAGUAAGACCAAAAAACUGGCAACCCUCUCUGCACAGCAUAUCUGAAGCUACAAGCUGAUAAUGGUUAUCAAUAAAAUCACAUUUCAUCUAGGAGAGAAGCAGAGGAUAAGGAUUGAGCAUCCAUCAUCCCAUAAAAUCUUGAAAACUCGAAAAAUCGAAACAUUAGGAGGUUUGAGGAUUUGGGAGAUUAGUGAAGAACAAAUCCGGGUCUUGAAGAUGAUGAUCCGGGUCAUGCAGAAACUGUACAUAUUUAACAGAGGAAAAUGCAAAUGACAUUGUUGUAUCAAAGUGAUCCUUGUUUCUCAUAAUUAGGCUUUAUUUUUAUUCCCAUGACAAUUUUUCAACAAUUAUGGAGGAUAAUUACUUAAUUUAGUUGUUAUUA
Chenopodium quinoa (quinoa) is the source of this 1203-nucleotide messenger RNA. RefSeq names its product myb-like protein H. The record is from RefSeq and is a predicted model, not a curated record. NCBI's taxonomy places the organism in Eukaryota, Viridiplantae, Streptophyta, Magnoliopsida, Caryophyllales, Amaranthaceae. The transcript is spliced from 3 exons. Bases 220 to 879 code for a protein of 219 amino acids.